Molecule: messenger RNA, 3557 nt
Organism: Equus caballus (horse)
Lineage: Eukaryota; Metazoa; Chordata; Mammalia; Perissodactyla; Equidae
Gene: CA5B
Product: carbonic anhydrase 5B
Cellular component (GO): mitochondrion
Molecular function (GO): zinc ion binding; carbonate dehydratase activity
Source: RefSeq, a predicted model, not a curated record
GAGGCCUAGAUGGGUGGGGCGUGGCCCAGGCUGCGGGGUGUGACCAGGGGCGUGGCUAUGAUGGCAGAACGGGCAAGCCGCGGGUACCGGGACUGGAGCGAACCUUAAGGUUCGUGCUCUGCGGAAGCCCUCAGGGAAUUGCAAAAGGCUGGUGGCUUCCUUUGGAAAUCAGGAGAUGAGAAAAUGGAAGGUUAUUAGAUUCCUGCAAGUUAUUUGGGAACUGAUCAAGAUUUCAAGCUAAAGAUGGAGUUAAUGAAUCGUCUGAGGGCCGUUCUUCAAGCCUCUCCAUGCAAGUCACCGUGGAGAAGAUUCCAGAUUCCGAGGUCCAUGCCAGUGAGGCCCUGCAGCCUCUACACCUGCACUUACAGAACCCGGAACCGAGCCUUGCACCCACUCUGGGAGAGCGUGGACCUGGUCCCGGCAGGCGAGCGCCAGUCGCCCAUCAACAUCCGGUGGAGGGACAGCGUGUAUGAUCCUGGCUUAAAACCGCUCACCAUCUCUUAUGACCCGGCCACCUGCCUCCACAUCUGGAAUAACGGGUACUCUUUCCUCGUGGAAUUUGAAGACUCUACAGAUAAAUCAGUGAUCGAGGGAGGACCCCUGGAAGACAACUACCGACUGAAGCAGUUCCAUUUUCACUGGGGGGCCAUCGAUGCCUGGGGCUCCGAGCAUACCGUGGACAGCAAAUGUUACCCCGCAGAGCUGCACUUGGUGCAUUGGAAUGCAGUCAAAUUUGAAAACUUUGAGGAUGCGGCACUGGAAGAAAAUGGUUUGGCUGUGAUAGGGGUAUUUUUAAAGCUAGGCAAACAACAUAAAGAGCUACAGAAGUUAGUGGAUACUUUGCCAUCAAUUAAGCAUAAGGACACCCUUGUGGAAUUUGGGUCAUUUGAUCCUUCCUGCCUGAUGCCCACCUGCCCAGAUUACUGGACCUACUCGGGGUCCCUGACUACUCCGCCACUCUCUGAAUCUGUCACCUGGAUCAUUAAGAAGCAGCCUGUAGAGGUUGAUCAUGAUCAGCUUGAGCAAUUUCGGACCCUGCUUUUCACUUCCGAGGGGGAGAAAGAGAAAAGAAUGGUGGACAACUUCCGCCCCCUUCAGCCCCUGAUGAAUCGCACUGUUCGCUCAUCCUUCCGUCAUGAUUAUGUGCUGAAUAUACAAGCAAAACCCAAGCCAUCGACCAGCCAAGCGACUCCUUAAGACGAUUGUAUUUUGGCAGUAUUUUGCUUUAAAACAUACUAGCUUUUAAAAAAUUAACUAGACUAUUCUAAACACUUGCAUUUAACAAUAAUUAUAGAUGUGCAUUUUUGGUAUGGCAGUGUUCCUUCAGUCUUGGAGGAAAGCUCUUUGGUAAACAAAUUCUUACUUUUAUUGAUAAUAAUGUUUGUCACUGAAGUACCAGCAAGAGACGUAAGUUUCUCUUCUAGCAACCUGUUGGUAAUUGUAAUGUCUUUUUAUGUCUGACAUUUUUGGGCUGUCUUUUUAUGUUUAUCAAUUAGUGGUUCUAUAGAGUUAUAAAUAGGGAUGAUAACCAAAAUAGUUAACAACUGGUAAGGCACAGACAUUGACCAUCCAGAAUGCAGGCCUUUCAGAAACAGCCUCAGGGCCCAAACUGGUACUUCCUGACCAAACAUUGGCCGUGGUUUUAGGUAUAUUUUAUUUCAAAACAUGAAUGUGUAUUCUUUUAUAAGGCCUUGGCAUUGAAUAUGUUGGCCCUGAUCUUUAGUUGUCAUUACUAGUACAAGAUAUGCUUGCUUACUUACUAUCAAUUUAUGAUAUAUGAAAAUAUUUUUUAAUCCUAAGAAAGCAAGUACUUACUAAUAUCUAGAAAUCCUUCUGCAUUUCUGAAGAUCAGAGAUUUUACUUAAAGUCUGGAUCAUACAGAAAGCAUAUGCAGGACAUGUUAAAGAAAACGCUUGAAGUGCCUAGCACUUAAAAUUCUUUCAUGAUUUAUUUACAUAAAUGUUUUUCAAAAGACUAGCAAUAUAAUAGUCUAUAGUUUAUAGGAUUAUUUUGCGUUGUUUAUACACUUUUAUAGACUAUGAUGAUAAUAUUUUUUCCACAAUGACAGAACUCACUUGGCUUUUCUUUAAACCUGUCUGAACUUUAUUUCAUUAGUUGAGAUUCUACGCGAGGCAGGUGAUCAACAUAAAUCUCCCAAUUUAUACAGUGCUUUAGAAGAUGCUUGCUACAGUAAUAGAGAGAGAAACUUAUCAGAUAAGCUAAAAUCUAGAUAAUUCUACAUAUUCUGAGGGAUCCAUGCCUCUGUUACCCUUGCUUAUAAAUAUCUUGGAAUGUCUCUAAUUGCCUAUAAGCCUGUGUUCAGACUCAAUAUUGCGUUAAUAACUAGUAGUGUUUCUUUCAUUAACAUGUUAGUCAUCUGGCCUGCAAGGUAGGGCUGGAUGAACAUAUUUAAGACUACUGAACUGUCCACUGAAAAAGGUUAAGAGGAAAUUUUAUGUUAUGCAUAUUUUAUAAUUAAAAAUAAAUAAUACAGUAGAAAAAAAGGUAGGGUUGGAUUUGUAUGUGUAAGUUUGGGAGAUUAUCUCUGCUCCAAAAAAAGAGGGGGUGAAGGCAUUUGCUUCUAGAUUGCAGGCCUUUUCUGGGAAAGGGAAGCAUGUAUGCCCUAGGGAAUAAAUAAAAUUCUUAAAAAGAUAAAUGUGGGGGGAAAAAGUUUACGUUAACUUAGUAGAAUUGAUUGGUUUCAAACCAUGUUUGUCUUUAAAGGGGUAAACAGGGGCCAGACCGGUGGCACAGCGGUUAAGUGCGCACGUUCUGCUUCGGCGGCCCGGGGUUUGCUGGUUCAGAUCCCAGGUGCGGAUAUGGCACUGCUUGGCAAGCCAUGCUGUGGCAAGCAUCCCACAUAUGAAGUAGAGGAAGAUGGGCACGGAUGUUAGCUCAGGGCCAGCCUUCCACAGCAAAAAGAGGAGGAUUGGCAGCAGAUGUUAGCUCAGGGCUAAUCUUCCUCAAAAAAAAAAGGGGGGGGGGAGAUAAACACACAAGAUAGGCAUUUUCCAGGGCAUACAGGCUUCCCUCCUAGGCAUCUUGCAAACGCUUAGUGCAAAAUUCUAUUGCAGCGAGUCUUCCAAAUUGGGGUGAGAACCAGUGUAUGGAAUGCCCGACUUGCCCUUAUACCUUAGAGAAACAAAGGAGCUCUGGGUAGGGUGUUGCGGUUUGCCACCCCUGCUUUACUAACACCUGGUGUUCUGGUGUAAGUAUUAACAGCACCCUCUUUCACGCUCCGCCGUGGCCUGAUUUGCAUGAUAAAUUCUUGGUCACCUUCUUUGCAGAGGUUAUGGAAACUGCCUUGGGGGUGUGGUUUCUUCUGUGUCUUAGUCAUUUGGUCCCCAAAAGGGUGCUUUAGAUGUCCUGGUUACUGAUAUACCCUAGCAGGAAACUUGUCUGUUAUGCUUCCGGAAGUGUUUUACUUGUACCUUCCUAAACAUGAAGGGAAAAAAUAGGCUUGAGGUCUGUCAAAGGGCUUGAGAAAGAAUUUUGUAUUGAAAUUGCUGCUCAUCUUCAUUAAAUAAUAUAAUAAAGCCCCUUCUUCACAAUAUUAA